GCUUUUUGCUCUAUAUAUAUAUACCCAAACAACAAAAUAAAAUAAAAAUGAAAAAGCCUUGCUCCGUCAAUCACUAAUGAUGCCAAUUUUGUCUGGUAUGUGCUGUUUUUUCUAUAGGUGAGGUAGGGGCAUGGCUAUGGGCUCGGUGCAGCAGCAGGGGCGUAGGUGGCAAGGGCAGGAACGUGGUGCAGCAGCAGGGGCGCAGGCGGCAAGGGCAGGAGCGUGGUGCAGCAGUAGGGGCGCAGGCAUGGUAGGUGGUAGGGCAGAGCAAGGCCGGGCGUGCGAGGGGUGAUGGCUUGGGCGUGCAGGGGUAUGAUUGCAGGAUCAAGCGCGCAAAGGGGAAAGUACAGAGCAAGGCCGGGCGCAUGAGGGGGCGUAGGGAGGUAUGAUUGCCGGUGAUGGUUGGGUGUGUGGCUGCCAGCUGGUUUGGGGAGU
Molecule: messenger RNA, 435 nt
Organism: Rubroshorea leprosula
Lineage: Eukaryota; Viridiplantae; Streptophyta; Magnoliopsida; Malvales; Dipterocarpaceae
Source: the annotation of a GenBank genome assembly